Molecule: messenger RNA, 1447 nt
Organism: Ceratosolen solmsi marchali
Lineage: Eukaryota; Metazoa; Arthropoda; Insecta; Hymenoptera; Agaonidae
Gene: HSPBAP1
Product: HSPB1 associated protein 1
Exons: 5
Coding region: 250-1446 (398 amino acids)
Source: RefSeq, a predicted model, not a curated record
UAAAUACAAAAGACGUUGAGAAUUUUGUUUUCAAUAUAAGAGAAGUAAAUUUACUGUUGAAGUUAAUGAUAUUAUUCACUCAACACAGAAUAAAUAACAGGAUUAAUUAUCAAAAAUAAGGAGUCUUUAUUAUACUAAUUGUUAGCUAUUAUAAAUAUUGUAUGAUUGUUAAUAUGCAUAAUGACUUAAUACGUAUAGCGUAAACACAAACAAAUAUUCAUAGAUUAUUUAUCAACUUUAUAAGAAGGGAUGUUUAAAUUAGAUGAAUUAUGUGAAAUAAAUGAACCUAUUGUACUUAAAAAUGUAUUGUGUAAUGCACAAGAAUUUAGUAAUUGGAAAUUACUUAAUUGGAGCUUAGAAGAUCUUGCUAAUAAAUCUGGAGAUCUUAAAUUACCAUUCAGAGUUGGAAAAAAUAUCAAAACAAUUAAUCCACAAUGGGAAGUUGAAACACCAAUUGAAUAUAAGACUAUAAAAGAAUUUUUAAAAGAUGUAACAGAACCUAAUGAUUUAUCUAAAUGGUAUUAUUUUGAUUAUAAACAUAUAAAUCAAUGGUUUCAAGAAAAGCCUGAGAUUUUGAAAUCCUUUGAUUGGCAACAGUUUAAAUUAGAAUUAGAUGGAACAGAUUCAACAAUAUGGAUUGGUAGUAAAGGUGCACAUACUAAUUGCCAUCGAGAUACUUAUGGAUGUAAUUUGAUUGCUCAAAUACAUGGAAGAAAAUUAUGGCUGUUAUUCUCCCCUGAAUGUAGUAACUCUAUGCAGCCUACUCGCAUUCCAUAUGAAGAAUCAACGAUUUACAGUAAAUAUAAUUUUUUUACUCCAAAUGAAUUAGUAAUUGAAGCAAUUAGCAACUUAUCUGGUAGUGUAAAAAUGAUAAUAUUAGAACCAAAAGAUGUAUUGUUUGUUCCAAAAGGAUGGUGGCAUUAUGUUGAAUCUUUAGACACUAGUUUGAGUGUCAAUGUAUGGCUACCUGUAAAAGAAGAUUGCAUUACUAGAUUACAAGAAACUCUUGUGCAUCUAGUGAUGAAUACAAUGGGUAAUAGCAUUCCCAAGACAAUUAAUCAAUUAGAAUCGAAUUUUUCAGAAUCUAUACAAUUUGUAAAAACAUCUCUUAAGGAAUGUCAAGAAUUGAAAAAAUGUACUCUAGAAUCCUUACAAAAACGACAAAAAUUAAACUUAAUAACUACAGAUUUUUUAGACUAUUUAAAAAUAAAAUAUGCUAAUUACAUCAAAAUACUUCCUGAUUUAACUUCUGAAAAUAUAAAUGACUUCAUUACAAAGAACAAUAUCACAAAGAUAGAUGAUAUUAAUUUAAAAGAUAAUAUUGUUGAAACUAAUGAUUUCUCAAAUUCUUUCAUUUCUGAAGCAGUCAUUGAUGCCUUCUGUCAUCCUUCAGUUAUAUUAAAAAUAUCACAAAUUUUAGUAAAAAAAUUGGAAAACAAUCUUUAAU